Humulus lupulus (European hop) is the source of this 1181-nucleotide messenger RNA. RefSeq lists its product as uncharacterized. Lineage: Eukaryota; Viridiplantae; Streptophyta; Magnoliopsida; Rosales; Cannabaceae. The record is from RefSeq and is a predicted model, not a curated record. The coding region runs from base 75 to 836 and encodes 253 amino acids. The transcript has a single exon.
UAUAUGAUGAUAGAAAUCAAAUAUAAUCAAUACAUGAAUGAAGUAUAUUACAAAAGAAAGACAGAAUAUAGGGUAUGAAGAUGCUUUUUAAACCGCUAUUGUUGGUUCCUAUAGUAAAAGAAUCUUGUUCUUUCUUUCUAUCACAUAAAUAUAAAUAUAUAUAUAUAUAUACAAAUACAUACACCCGGCGCAACAAUAGGAAAUGUCAUGUGCUUUCUCUCUCCUUAGCCUAUAUUUAUAUGCUUAAUGCUUUCACAUCAUACCUUCUCAUUUCUCUCUCUCUCUCUCUUCUCUCUCUGUCUGUCUCCACCUGUCUCUCUAUAUCUCUCUUUCAAUCAAUUAAUUGUUUAGCUUUUGGGGUCAUCAUCAUGGGAAAUUGCAUAACAAACAAGCACCAAAUCUCAGGAGAAGAUGUCGAUUAUGAUCACGAAGUACGAGACUCAAAAAAGGAAUUAUCAGAAGCAGAAGCUGCACUUAGUCCAUCAAAGCUUGAAGAUUUGAAGAAGCUAGCUAAGAAGAAGAAUAGGGUUAGGUUCAAAGUGGAAGAAGAAGAAGAUCAUCAAGAUGGUGAACCAAAAUGUAGUAGUAGUAUAGGUGGUGCUGAUCAUAAAGAUUCUAAAAGUGGGGUUGUGAGAAUCAGAUUGGUUGUGACUCAAGAAGAGUUGAAACAAAUAUUGAAUUAUAAGAAGAAUAAGGAUUCUAAGGUCUCUUCAGUGGAGCAAUUGUUGAGUGAGAUGAAGUUGAGUAGAAGAAGUAGGGUUUUGGAAGUUGAUGAAAAAAGUAGUGACCAUGGCAGCUGGAGCCCAGCCUUGGAAAGCAUUCCAGAAGACCAUUGAUGCUGCUGAUAAUGAUGAUGAUUAACAAGUUAAUUACUUGUUACUGUUAUAUAUACUUCUCUUGAUCUCUAUAUAGCUAUCUAGAUAGCUAGUCUCUUCUCCCACUGACUUGUAUUGGUGUGGCUAUUUUAGUCUCCCAUAUCAUUUUACUUGUUUAACUUGGGUAGAAGUACUAAUUCUGUAGUUACUAUGUGCCCUUAAUUGAUUUUUGUUCUCGUUAAACUUAUUUCCAUAGUAAUUUGUAUUUGUAAUUCGUGGUAGAAGUUUCUUACGAACAAUUAAUCAAUCAAGUGAUGUUUUAUUGUCCAAAAAAGCAAUCAAUUCGGGUUGGAAUAUAUAAUUUAA